ACCCAAUACGCGGCACGCUAUGUUUACAUUUAAAAUAGUUGUGCAAGCAGUACUAUAUAGCAGACGUUUACAUAUCAAAUAGUUUUUGUUGACUGUAUGUCAUGGAUGUAAAAAUAUGAAAACCAUAUUUUGGGUUUUAUUCGUUGCAUUUGUGGACGGAGGUUACGGUCUCUGUGAAUUUUCUGGCCAAGAACCAUGCCUCUUCAAGAACAACAGAGAGUUACCGUAUUCAGUCUACACAAGGCAUCCUUCAAUUGACUACUCCUCCGCAACGGAUGAUACCAAAUAUUGUGACCUGUUUGCACUUAGUCACGGUGUAUGGUACCGUAGUAGUUACAAUAUGACGAACUACUGCGUCGAUCACAGGAAAUGUGGGACCAAUGAUCCGAUAUAUCUAAAUGGGAGUAUACCGGGUCCAGCAGACGGUGUUGUCGAUGCAACAGCUUGUGUCCGAACGUUUGGAAAUUGUUGUGAAAAAAUUUUGAAUCUAAGAAUCAAGCACUGUGAAUAUUUUAUGGUUUAUUGUUUCCUGGACCUGCACUCUGCAUGUCAUAGCAGAUUCUGUUUUGAUGUUGACCUAGAUGUUGAAACAACAACGACGACAACAACAACAACAACAACUACAACAUCAACAACAACUACUACUACAACAACAACACCUGCCCCAACUACAAUAGCACCAGAAUAUCCGUCUGGUGACAAACAUCAUGGAAAGCAAUACAAGGGUGAAAACAAAGGGACGGUAAUUGUACUGGCAACUCUGCUUGCUCUGAUUUCAAUAAUGACGAUAGGAAUCUUGGGAAUGUUCAUCUAUCAUCUCAGAAGGCAAAAGGUAUCUGACGAGGGUCAGAUCACCAAAAGUUCCAGUCCAGUUGUAUCAGCAAGAGAUGUAAUACCAGUAUAUGAGAAGACGAGUAUCCAUUCAUGUGAAAACAGUUUACCACCGAUAGAGCAAAAACUUCAAUUCAAGUGAGAGCUGCCGAAUCAGACUGUUGAAGAUGUCGUUGAUUCAUUUAGGAAAUGUUUUUCAUACUUACCCUUUGACAACCCAUGCACAAGAAAUUUAUCAAUUUACUCUAAUGUUUAUCUUAAUAGCUGAUAUUACAUGAGUGUCUUUUUCAUAUUGAAUUUGCUAAACGAGUUGAAUAAAAUGAUAAAAUGCGAGGCUCUGCCUACGAGUUAAAUAAAGUUAAUAUGGAAAGUCACAAAUGUAAUAUUCUUUUUAUCACAUGUUUGCUUUUCCUGUCGAAAAAUAAAAAAUUCUACUUUCUUUAACUAUACAAACAAGUCGAUUUGAUCAACGUCUCCUAUACUAUAAACGACGUAAACGUCAAAGCUUUAUUACACUAGCAUAUUGUCACGGGGGACUUUUAUGUAUCUCUUACAUAUGGGUUCUGUAUGAGAAGUCUGUAAAUAUAUGUAUAAUAUAUUUAUUACAAUACAAUGUAUAUCAAUCUAUCUAUUAGAUAAUGGCAGACAACAAUAAUAAAGGGGUUCACGUAAAACGUUACAUACGAUUUCUCAUUAAAAGCAUAUCACAAAUGCAUUAUAAACAAUAUAUGACUUAACUAAAACGUAACAUAUAGUGUGUGUAUUAAAUAAUAGAUCGGACGUACCUGUAAAUAUAUGUAUAAUAUGACUAUCUAUCUUAUCUAUCUAUCAGAUAAGGGCGGACAACAAUAAUAAAGGGGUUCACGGGAAGGGUUAUCUGAUUUAGUAUGGUACGGCAUCCGUCAGUAGAGCAUUGUAUUUGAAUGUAUAGGUCGUAGAGGAGAAUGCAUAAUAAAAUAUUGGAAUGUAAUAUAUAAAUUACACUGAUACUAUAGACCUGAGACAAUUCUUACUUUAUGACUUAUGACAGUAUUAUCAUUUUAUGUAAUGGCUUUAUUACACUCCCGCGACGUCAAACAUGUGAUAAAUAGAAAUAACCAUAUAAAUGGAUAUUAUUAGAAAUACUUCCCUUGCAGCACUACUGUAUAUGUUUAUUAUUGUGUAUAUCAUAUCUUCCAAAAUACUGAGGAAAAUGACGUUUUUUACCUUACAUUAUUUUAAACUGAAUUAUGAUAUUUUCCAUUACUUGUGCUUCUAUCAAGAUCCAAACGUUCGUUUUCUUAAGAGUGUUCCUUUAAAAUAUUUCACUGUCAAAUUCAUGCUCAUAGCUACCAAUUUAAACAAAUUUAAAAUCUUUAUUCAUACAAAAUUUUAUAUAUCGUUUAUGUGUGACUUUGUUAAAUAAGAAAUAUCAUAGAAACGAUUUGUGAAAAUAG
Messenger RNA from Mercenaria mercenaria, 2267 nucleotides. RefSeq lists its product as uncharacterized. The transcript is spliced from 8 exons. The coding region runs from base 116 to 973 and encodes 285 amino acids. The record is from RefSeq and is a predicted model, not a curated record. NCBI's taxonomy places the organism in Eukaryota, Metazoa, Mollusca, Bivalvia, Venerida, Veneridae.